Beta vulgaris subsp. vulgaris (sugar beet) is the source of this 2649-nucleotide messenger RNA. RefSeq names its product probable inactive receptor-like protein kinase At3g56050. Bases 450 to 2441 code for a protein of 663 amino acids. The record is from RefSeq and is a predicted model, not a curated record. The transcript has 10 exons. Gene Ontology annotation, biological process: protein phosphorylation. Lineage: Eukaryota; Viridiplantae; Streptophyta; Magnoliopsida; Caryophyllales; Amaranthaceae. Gene Ontology annotation, molecular function: ATP binding; protein kinase activity.
AUCUUCCUUCAACAUUAUUCCCUGUUUGUUUGUUUUUUCCCAUUCUACCCUGAAGUCAGCUACUUUCAUUCAAAAAGUCUUCCCAUAGCGCCAUUUUCUAUCCUUUACUCCUUUCCACAACCUACAAACAUUCUGUCACCAAACACACCUUUAUCACUCUUCUUCCUUACCCAAUUUGGCUUCACUAACCUUCCAUUUUUAGGGAAUUCUUUAGUAAAUUAGUUAAAACUAAGUCAAAGUUUGAAACUUUAUUAUUCAAACAUCUGGGUAUUUUCUGAACACUUCUUUCUGUUAACUUUUUGUGCAAAAAUUAUACUAUCUUGGUUGGAAAUUUUGAAAUAAAGGGUUUCUUGUAGAAUUGGUGAUAAUACAAGAACUUGGUCAAAAAACCCAGCUUUUUUCUGGGCAAUUUUGGUUGAACUUUAUCUUGUAAAGAUGUCUGGAUUUUUAUGAAAAGAAGGAAAAUGAAUGAUUAUUGGUGGACCAAUGUGUGCUUAACAUGGAGAAUUCUGGUUUUUAUUGGGAUAUUCCUGCUAAAUUCUAUCUUUUGUUGGUCUCUCAAUCAUGAAGGAAUUUCCCUAUUAAAGUUCAAAGAAAGAUUGGUGAAUGACCCAUUUGGAGGCUUGUCAAGUUGGAAUGAGGAAAAUGGAGAAGUUAACCCAUGUUCAUGGUUUGGAGUAGGGUGUGCUAGUGGGCAAGUGGUUUCCCUGAAUUUGACAAAUCUUUGUCUUGAGGGAACACUAGCUCCAGAACUUCAUCAUCUGCUGCACAUAAAGUCCAUCAUAUUACGGAACAAUUCCUUUUCUGGGUUGAUUCCUGGAGAAAUUAGAAAUCUAAAAGAAUUGAAGUUGCUAGACUUGAGUUUCAAUAAUUUUCGUGAACCAAUCACACAUGAAUCAGGAUCCAACAUCCCUAUCUUUAUAUUAGAAAAGAAUGGAUUAUCCUGCCACGUAUCUUCUGAAGUUCAUGAAGAGGAGAACCUAUCUAUAAAAUCUCUGAAAGUAUUAUCAUAUUUCAGGCAUAAUGAUCAAGCAAAAGAUGUAAGACAUUCGAGAAUACUGCAGGAUGCUAAUAGAACUCAAGCCUCUGAAAUAUCUCCACCUGACGGGACAGAUUCAACUAGUGGAGGUGGUUCUGCUAAAUCUUUAGAUGAUCUAGUUACGAAUUCACCACCAAAGCCACCACUCACACCCCCUCCGUCUCCACUACAUAAUCUCCCACCGCAGCUACCAGAACCUCAACCUCCACCUCCACCUCCACCUCCUGAUUCUCCUUUGUCUCCCCCAUCUCCUUCACGAGCUGGUGGAUUAAGUGGAAAAGAUAAACUUCUGAUAGGAUUUGGAACAGGAGGUGGAAUCAUUGGUUUGGUUUUAAUCAGCUUUUUACUAUACUUUUUAAGGGGCAGUAAAAUAAAAAAGGUUACAAGAUUUAGUGGACAACUUAAAAAAGCAUUUGUACCAGGUAAUGAUAGAUCAGAUGGAGUCAAUAUUGAUAAACCAAGCUUUGUUGAAGGGGUUCCAAAUCUGAAGUGGUCCGAGCUUCAAACAGCUUGUGAAGAUUUCAGCAAUGUCAUUGGAUCAUCAUCCAUUGGUACGAUAUACAAAGGCACGCUUUCUAAUGGAGUUGAAAUAGCUGUUAUAUCUCUUUGUGUAACUUCUGCCAAAGACUGGUCAAGGAAUUUGGAGACACAGUUCAGAAAGAAGAUUGAGACUUUAUCAAAGGUGAACCACAAAAAUUUUGUUAACCUUAUAGGUUACUGUGAGGAAGAGGAGCCUUUUGCCAGAUUAAUGAUUUUCGAAUAUGCUCCAAAUGGCUCGCUUUUUGAGCAUCUGCAUGUAAGGGAAGCCGAGCACUUAGAUUGGGGAAUGCGGCUAAGAGUUGCCAUGGGAAUGUCAUACUGCCUUGAGCAUAUGCACCAAUUAACACCACCAGUGACUCACCCAAACCUCAACUCAUCAGCUGUAAACCUCUCUGAAGACUAUGCUGCAAAAAUAUCUGAUUUCUGUUUCUGGAACGAAGUGGCAGCAGCUCCACGAGUUCAGCCUGUCGCUAAUGGCAUGAGUGGUUUAAGUACAAUAUCAGUUAGCCCCAAGAGCAAUGUCUAUAACUUCGGCUUGUUGCUCCUAGAGAUGAUGACAGGCCGUAUCCCUCAUUCUCUAGAGAACAACUCAAUUGAUCAUUGGGUGUCAGAGUAUUUAAGUGGGGAACAACCUCUUGAAGAAUUGAUUGAUCCUAUGUUGAGACAAUUCAAACCAGAACAGCUUAAUAACAUAAGUGAAGUGAUAAGAAAAUGUCUUCAUUCUGAACAACAUAGACCUACAAUGAAAGAUGUUACUGCAAGAUUGAGGGAGAUAACAGGUGUUGCUCAGGAUAAAGCGGUUCCACGAUUCUCUUCCCUUUGGUGGGCUGAGCUUGAUGCUCGUUCUGUAAAUGGAACGUAGAAGAUAUUGUUCGAAUUUUUGAGUGUGAAGAGGGUGAAGAUAUACUGAAAUCUAUUGUAGUAGUGGUUAAUGUUUUGAAGAACGAAAGCAGGUACUUAGUAAAAAGCAGGUCACACUUGCUUGUUAUGGUAAAUAUUUGGUAUGUUAUGCUUGCAAGGUUGAUAAAUGUCUACGGAGUACACUUGAUGGUUCCAUUUUGGUCUGACUA